This is a messenger RNA of Paramacrobiotus metropolitanus, 1407 nucleotides long. RefSeq lists its product as uncharacterized. The record is from RefSeq and is a predicted model, not a curated record. Bases 55 to 1146 code for a protein of 363 amino acids. Lineage: Eukaryota; Metazoa; Tardigrada; Eutardigrada; Parachela; Macrobiotidae. The transcript is spliced from 7 exons.
GCGACUUCCAUCGUGGUGGCUUCGAUGUAAAGGGGAUCAUACAAGGGCAGUCCCAUGGGGGGCGUGGCCGUUGCGCUUCAGAUGGGGAUCGGGACUGGAGGUAAAUCCACCCGACGGGAUAUGCGUAGCUGCUCCGGGAUCAGUCAGUUUCAGUUCCGUGAGUUGAUCGGGAAGAAGCCCAACCAUGUUUGUGGGAAGAUGUACUCCGUGUUCGGCGAGAUAUUCCAUUUCGGCACACAUGCGGAGAAUCUUUUGACGGCCGUUAUGGAUUUUGGCUAUUUCGAUUGUGAGGGAUGUAAUGGGGAUGCUGGCAGAACAUUCGUACAGAAAAAGAUCGUCAUCGUCCUUUUUUACAUUUUAGAUUUAUUAAGCCAACCCGCUGGAUCAUUGUUCGGAGUGUCGCCAUUAACGAAAGUUUUAUCGGAAUCCAAUGGAAAGGUCAUUUCAACCACCGAGCGACCAAGCUUGCCUCAUCUCCCUGUGCCCACGCCUUCGCUACCGGUAUUUCCGCCUGAAAGUGUGCUUGGAUCCGACAUCGGCGAGGCGCAUUUGCUAUCUGUCGCACACGAUGAUCAGAUGCCGUUGCCCAUGUCCACAGUGCCGCCGCCUCGAUUGACCGCAAGUAGUAUCGGUAUUAUUCUUACGACCGGCAAACCAUCGGUGACCAAACCAUCACUUUCUCACACGGAACUACUGGAACAUUACGGUCUCAAUCCUGCUGCCAAUGUCUUGAGCAUAUAUAUGGCUAACUUUUUAUCCUCCUUAAAUAAGGAUCAACUAGUCUCCUUUAUGCAGCUUUUUUUCUAUCAACAACAAGCUGCUGUUAUGGGACUCAGUGACAUCUCCAAAUUGAAUGGGUUUGGUUCAGCCAUCGAAUCGGCCCGCAGUGUUCCAAAUCUGAAAGGGAAUAUGGAUGGAUUCCAGAAAACCGGCCUUGCACAAAUUUUUGGAACUAUGUCGCAACAGUUUAUAGCUGCUGCACCAGAAAACAGGCAACUAUUGCUGAGAGAUUUCAGCCAACAAAUCCAAAAUCUUAAAUUAUCGGAUGAUCUCAAACUAACGCUACGGACAGUACUGCACAACCAAAUACGCUCUAUGGGAAUGCCUAAUAAUUCAGCACGUGAGCAUCCUGCACAGGCGAACUGAUAAUAAGCGGCUACCACCACCGAAGCGAGCCCAAAAACUGUACCCUACUAUGAGAGAUUCAGUGAUACUGUGCGCAGCCACAAACUGAAAACUUUAUUUAUAUAUAAUGUUUCGCAGUUGUAGCUAACUAACUGAAGUUGUUAAUUAUCGAAAAGUUAUGAAGAUGCAUAAUUAUUGUGAGCGAUACUUCCUUACGAUUGUUAGUAACCGAGCAAGCUUGUGCCCUGCGACGGCAAAGAAGUUUACUAAACCCGAUUAGAA